This is a messenger RNA of Paramecium octaurelia, 2846 nucleotides long. The record is from the annotation of a GenBank genome assembly. Lineage: Eukaryota; Ciliophora; Oligohymenophorea; Peniculida; Parameciidae.
AUGGAAGAGUAAGUUAAGCGAUUGCAAACGCUUGUUGAACAUCUCUAAAGAAAGAGUAAAAUAAACAAUUCUAAACUCGAUAUUGAAUGUUAUGAAGUUUUCUCGGAAUGUGUCUUAAUUGUACAGAGUCAAAUUAGUGUCGAAAUUGCAAAUGUCAUGGAAAAAUUGUUUAACCUCCUUAGAGAAAUGUUAGAAUCUGCUCAAUCUCAAAUCAAACUACAUCCUGAACCAAAGCCUAUUCUCUUGACUCCUUAACUUCCAGACUUUAUUAAUGCACUUCAACUAGGAAGUGUCAGCAUCAUCGAUUAGUUAGGUACCCCAUAACAAAUCAAAAAUUAUCAAUAAAUUCCUUGGAGUGACUAUAAAUGUAGGGGUUAAGGAACCAGAAAUUUGAGAACCUACUAAGAUGUAGGUACUAGCACAAUCAUUGAUUAUUAUCAAAAUUGUUAGAAAGCAUCAAGUGAUCUUUUGAGGAGAGAAGAGGAAAUGAGAGAAUGGUUAGAGUUUACUAACGAUACGAUCUCCAUGUUAAGUGAAGCAUUGUCUAAUAAAAAAUAAUUAGAUAUUGAAUUUUAGGGCAAGCCUGAAGAUUUGGAUUUAGUCAUAUCAGACAUUCAAUUCAAAAGGCUAAAUUUGGAAUAAUUGCUGAAGUCUGUGAAUUAAGACAAUAUGGGAGUUCAAAAUUAUGAUAACACUGUCUAAUUCCUCUUAUAACACAUUCAUCAUAUACAAUAGUAAACUGCAAUUGCUAUAAUCCAUCGAUACAAGUAGAGAAAUUAAGAGAAGGAGAAGCAGUAGUAAUUGAUAAAUGAGAUGAAGGGUAAGAUUAAGAAAAAAGCCAUUAAUAAUAAGGAAGAUUGCCGAUGUUCAUAGUAUGUGAUUGAAAUUUUAACAUUGAAAAAUAAAUUGGAAACAACCCAAAAUGAAAUUUUGAAAAAGGAUAACCAAUUAUUAGAACUUCAAGUAAUAAAUGAACAGAAAGACAGGCAAUUCAAAAUGAUGCAAGCAUAACUCUCAUAACUAGAAGGUGAAAAAUCAGAGUUCAAAUAAAAAUUAGACAACAUUUAUAAGGAAUAUUCAAAAUUAGUGAAAAAGAAUAGUGAUCGAGAAAGAGGAUAUGUGUCAUCUAGCAGUAAUGAUGAAAUCCUAAUAAAUGCAAUAUCAGGAAAUCCGAGAACUACAAGCAGAGAGUAAUCUUAAUAAUUAUCUUCAAAAUAAUAAAUAUAUUUAAGUCCAAAAGAUAAUUUCAUUAUUUAGAAGAAAACUCAAUAAAUGGAAAGAUUAGUGAAAUUGGUCAACGCUUUAGAUGGAAAUAACUAAACAAGAAGAUUAACACAAAUGCAAUUUAUAUUGGAGUAGAAGGUAAGUUCGUAAAUUCACGAAUUGGCUGAUUUGAUUAAGGAUAUCGAAGAAAAUGAUUUAUUAUAGAACGAUAACAUGGACAAUAGUUAACUAUCAAAUAAUAUAGAUUAACCAUCUUCAAUUAAAAACUUAGAAAAUAAAUUUAAAUAGAAUAUUUUUAGUAAGAACUUACUCCAAACUUCCUUUGAGAUUGAAAGCAGUAAUGAUAAGCCUGCCAUCAAAGUUAGUAUACCAACUGAAUAAUAAAUAGCAAGUAGUAGAAACAUGUCAUCAGCUAAUAGCAAUUACAAAAAGGUUGAAUAAUUUGGAUAAUCAGCAAAUAAAAUGGAUGUUCUUAAAAUUGUGAACACAUCUCCUAAUUAAUUGACUCCACACUAUCCAUUAUCAAAAGCAAAGUCAUCUCAAAAUAUCAAUAUGACCAGAUAAAGUUCUAUAAAAACAGAAUAAAAGCAAUAAAAUCUAAAAGAGUAAAAGGAAACAAAGGAUACUAAGGAUCAAUAUUAAUAGACAGAUUUAACGAUGAUGUCGAAUAUCUUUUAUAAAGACUAAUAUAAUUUGCAAUAAGAAAAUGAAUAAUUAGAAAACUUUAAAUUCUAAAGCUCAAACAUUAAAAUAAACUCACAACAAUAACUAACAACAAGCAGCACUGCUAAUUUCAAUUCUGCUGGUACUAUGGGAAUAGGUAAUCUUAAUUCUCCUAUCCAAUCAACUCCGAAUUCCAACCUUCCAUCUCCUCGAAAUCAAUAAUCUUAUCAUCAAACCAAUGUGUUCCCCUCUCCAUCACCCUCAACACGUCAAAGCAAAGUACCAACUCUGAAACUCGAAUAAGAAUCAUAUCAAAAAAGUUAAUUAAUAGAAAAAAAGAAUUUAACAAAAGGAAAAACUUUGAAAUAGAAAAUUUACUUAUAAUAAGAGGAAAGAUAUUUGAAUUAGUAGCAUAGAAGAAUGUACACUACGACAGGUACUUAAUCUUAAACCAUUUCUCCUCGUGAAUACUGCACUCCUAGAAAUAAAACAAAAGAUGAUCUCGUUUUGACUAAAUUGUAAUAAGAAUGUGAUGAUAAACAGUAAGAGGAGUAAUUAUUUUAUGAUCAAAUUGCGAAUGAGAUUACUGAGUAGAAUGAGUAAGAGGUCAUUUAAAAAGCUAUUAAUAGAACUCCAGGAUAUGAGUUGGCAUAAGAAAUCAAUGAUAAAAUUCUCGAAACAAUGUUUGGUAAUCUUAAUAGGACUCCAGAUAUAGCUGAGAUGGUCAUCCAAUUAAGCAAAAGUGGUUAAUUGAGUCUCAAUGAAUUCAAGAGGUUUGUAAAUAGGAUGCAAGCAUUCCACAAGAGGUGUGGAAGAGAUUGUAAUCAUUUGAUGCGGUAUGUGAUUUUUUGUUAAGUUUUAGAUUUUAUUUGAGACUAGGUUUCGUGUCUAUGAAGUACCUAAAUAAGAGAAGGAUGUUAAAAUUGAGCAAGCCGACGGUUCUCCCUGGUUUCAAAUGA